AUGAAUUCUAGUGCCAAUAGUACUGACUCGAGUCCGGCAUUACAUGAUCUUUUUUCGCCUUUAUCAUCUCCUGCAUUGUUAGAGGAUCUCAAAUCUGUGGUGCUUAAUCAGAUCAAUUUCAAUAAACAAAUUCAGCAAGUUUUGUUGUCAUCGCAUCAAUCCGGAAAUGUUUUGGAUGUAGCUGAUAAUGUUACGGAUCCGAGUCUUUAUGUUGGCGUGAAUAGGUGCCGAAAAGUCGAUCAGAACCCUUCCCAAAGGAGAACAAUUGAGUGGAAGCCGAGAUCGAAUAAGUUCUUGAUUGCAAUUUGCACAUCUGGGCAAAUGUCGAAUCAUUUGAUUUGUUUAGAGAAGCAUAUGUUUUUCGCUGCAGUACUUAGUCGUGUUUUAGUUAUUCCGAGCUCCAAAGUUGAUUAUGAGUUCAGUCGUGUCUUAGAUAUCGGUCACAUAAAUAAAUGCUUGGGGAGCAAAGUUGUUGUUACAUUUGAAGAGUUUGCAGAGAAUAAAAAGAAACAUUUGCACAUAGAUCGAUUUAAAUGCUAUUUCUCCUCGCCACAACCUUGUUUUAUGGAUGAUGAGCACGUUAAGAAGUUGAAGGGGUUGGGGAUUUCAAUGAAUAAACUUGAGUCUGCUUGGGUUGAGGAUGUUAAGAAGCCAAGAAAGAGGACAGUUCAAGAUGUCAUGGCAAAGUUUUCUACUGAUGAUGAUGUUGUUGCAAUUGGAGAUGUAUUCUUUGCUGAUGUUGAGAAAGAGUGGGUGAUGCAGCCAGGUGGUCCUAUUGCACACAAAUGUAAGACUCUGAUUGAACCAAGUCGUCUUAUCAUGCUCACUGCCCAGCGAUUCAUCCAAACAUUCAUGGGAGGGAACUUUAUAGCACUUCAUUUUCGGCGUCAUGGGUUCUUGAAGUUUUGCAAUGCCAAAAGUCUAAGUUGCUUUUAUCCCAUUCCUCAAGCUGCUGAUUGCAUUAAUCGAGCAGUUGAAAGGGCCAAUACUCCAGUAAUUUAUCUUUCUACAGAUGCUGCAGAAAGUGAAACUGAUUUAUUGCAGUCCCUUGUUGUGCUAAAUUGGAAGAUUGUACCACUUGUGAAGAGGCCAGCUCGAAAUUCAGCUGAAAAAUGGAAUGCUCUAUUAUAUAGACACAACCUUGAUGGAGAUCCUCAGAACUUCUUGUCCAUUGAUUUUUACCCUAGUUUCAACAAGAUGCCACUCUCAACUCACUGUGUAUUCACUUUCAUUUUGAAGGUGGAAGCUAUGCUGGAUAAGACCAUCUGUGCCUUGUCUACUGUGUUCAUUGGAUCAUCCGGAUCAACUUUCACAGAAGACAUUUUGCGGCUUCGGAAGGACUGGGGAUUAGCAUCACCCUGUGAUGAGUACCUCUGUCGGGGUGAAGUGCCGAAUUUUAUUGCAGAUGACGAAUGA
Messenger RNA from Ilex paraguariensis (yerba mate), 1416 nucleotides. The record is from the annotation of a GenBank genome assembly. NCBI's taxonomy places the organism in Eukaryota, Viridiplantae, Streptophyta, Magnoliopsida, Aquifoliales, Aquifoliaceae.